AUGGCCACGGAGGAGCGAGAGAUGAUGGGAACCAGGGGUGCUGGGGAGAGCUGCCCCGCCUUCACCAAGAUGCUGCCUGAGGACCUCAAGUCGGAAGGGAGGCCAAGGUUGCCUCUGGAGGCCGAGUCCUGCGACCACCAGGAGGAGAUGGAUGCCAGCGAGGACGGGAUCUGCCCAGAGCCCCCCAAGGCGCUGCCUCCCAAGGCCGACCCCACCACCAAGGGCCAGGCGGGCGACGGACCGGAGCCAGCCGAGUCACCCCCUUGCACCGCGGGGCUCCCUGAGAUGGAGCUGGAAAAGGUGCGCAUGGAGUUCGAGCUGACCCGCCUGCGCUAUGUGCAUGAGGAAAACGAGCGGCAGCGGCAGCACGAGGAGGUGAUGGAGCAGCUGCAGCAGCAGGCACCACCCCGCCUGUUCUCAGGAGGCCUUCAGGACCUCCUGCUGCCCCAGAACCAGUUUGCCAUGUUCCUGUACUGCUUUAUCUUCAUCCACAUAAUCUACGUCACCAAGGAGAUGAUCUUCUUUCUCUUCUCCAAGCACUACCUGUUCUGCAUUGCCGCCAUAUUGCUCUGUCUGAUUAAAACACUCUGGUCCUAUUUCCAAGUGCUUUACUUGCCCACUGCCAGGGAGCCCCAGAGCUGCAGGAUUCUGCAAAAUGUUCAGGGCAAAGACACAGGUCCAAUGAGCCCAGCAUGGGCCCAGCAGAAUCCGAUGGGCCGAGAGACCUUGGCACUGGAGCAGAGCUUGCCAGGGUAA
Molecule: messenger RNA, 756 nt
Organism: Suncus etruscus (white-toothed pygmy shrew)
Lineage: Eukaryota; Metazoa; Chordata; Mammalia; Eulipotyphla; Soricidae
Gene: TMEM247
Product: transmembrane protein 247
Exons: 5
Coding region: 1-756 (251 amino acids)
Cellular component (GO): endoplasmic reticulum
Source: RefSeq, a predicted model, not a curated record